Messenger RNA from Balearica regulorum gibbericeps (East African grey crowned-crane), 2490 nucleotides. Lineage: Eukaryota; Metazoa; Chordata; Aves; Gruiformes; Gruidae. The record is from RefSeq and is a predicted model, not a curated record.
AUGCUUCCCUACGUGAUUGCCACCCUGGGCUCGGCAGGGGCCACCUGCAAAGCCUCCACAUGCAACAACAGCACCAAGGACUACUGCUACAGUGCCCGCAUCCGCAGCACUGUGCUGCAGGGGCUGCCCUUCGGUGGGGUACCCACUGUCCUAGCCCUCGACUUUAUGUGCUUUCUCGCGCUGCUGUUUGUCUUUUCAAUUUUGCGUAAAGUUGCUUGGGACUACGGACGCCUGGCCCUGGUGACUGAUGCUGACAGGCGCCGACGCUGGCAGACGGAGCGAGAGGAGCGGGAAUAUGUAGCCUCUGCCCUGCACUCCGACAACCAUGACCGCUACGAGCGCCUCACCUCUGUCUCCAGCUCUGUGGACUUCGACCAGAGGGACAAUGGUUUCUGCUCCUGGCUGACAGCCAUCUUCAGGAUAAAGGAUGACGAGAUCCGGGACAAGUGUGGGGGUGAUGCGGUGCACUACCUCUCCUUCCAGAGGCACAUCAUCGGGCUGCUGGUGGCCGUGGGUGUGCUCUCCGUGGGCAUCGUGUUACCUGUCAACUUCUCAGGGGACCUGCUAGAAAACAACGCCUACAGCUUUGGGAGGACAACUAUUGCUAAUCUGAAUUCUGGGAAUAACCUGCUGUGGCUGCACACAUCUUUCGCCUUCCUGUACCUGCUGCUGACAGUGUACAGCAUGCGCCGGCACACCUCCAAGAUGCGCUACAAAGAAGAUGACUUGGUUAAGCGAACUCUCUUCAUCAAUGGGAUCUCAAAAUAUGCUGAGCCAGAGAAGAUCAAGAAGCAUUUUGAGGAGGCUUAUGCCAACUGCACCGUCCUGGAGGCUCGUCCCUGCUAUGAUGUGGCCCGGCUGAUGUUCCUUGACGCGGAGAGGAAGAAAGCUGAGCGUGGGCGAAUCUACUUCACCAACCUGCAGAGCAAGGAGAACACUCCAUCCAUGAUCAACCCCAAGCCCUGUGGCCACCUGUGCUGCUGUGUCAUCAGGGGCUGCGAGGAGGUGGAGGCCAUCGAGUACUAUACCAAGCUGGAGGAGAAGCUCAAAGAUGACUACAAGCGGGAGAAGGAGAAGGUGAACGAAAAGCCUUUGGGGAUGGCCUUUGUCACUUUCCACAAUGAGACCAUCACAGCCAUAAUCCUCAAAGAUUUCAACGCUUGUAAGUGCCAGGGCUGUGCAUGCCAUGGGGAGCCCAGGGCCUCCUCCUGCAGUGAGUCUCUCCAUGUCUCCAACUGGACCGUCAGCUAUGCCCCUGACCCACAGAACAUCUACUGGGAACACCUCUCCAUCCGGGGCUUCAUCUGGUGGAUCCGCUGCCUCGUGAUCAAUGUGGUCCUCUUCAUCCUCCUCUUCUUCCUCACCACCCCUGCUAUCAUCAUCACCACUAUGGACAAGUUCAACGUCACCAAGCCUGUGGAGUACCUCAAUAACCCUAUCAUCACCCAGUUCUUCCCUACCCUGCUGCUGUGGUGCUUCUCUGCUCUGCUGCCCACCAUCGUGUAUUACUCUGCCUUCUUUGAAGCGCACUGGACCAGGUCUGGAGAGAACAGGACGACCAUGCACAAAUGUUACACCUUCCUCAUCUUCAUGGUCUUGCUGCUGCCAUCGCUGGGCCUGAGCAGCUUGGAUGUGUUUUUCCGCUGGUUGUUUGACAAAAAAUUCCUCGCCGAAGCUGCUGUGCGAUUUGAGUGUGUGUUCCUGCCAGACAACGGGGCCUUCUUUGUCAACUAUGUCAUCGCCUCUGCCUUCAUCGGGAACGCCAUGGACCUGCUGCGCAUCCCCGGCUUGCUCAUGUACAUGAUACGCCUCUGCCUGGCCCGCUCGGCCGCCGAACGGAGGAAUGUCAAACGACACCAGGCCUACGAGUUCCAGUUUGGGGCUGCUUACGCCUGGAUGAUGUGUGUCUUCACUGUGGUCAUGACAUACAGCAUCACCUGCCCCAUCAUCGUCCCUUUUGGGCUCAUGUACAUGCUGCUUAAGCACCUGGUGGACCGAUACAACCUGUAUUAUGCUUAUCUGCCUGCCAAGCUGGACAAGAAGAUCCAUUCAGGGGCUGUGAACCAGGUGGUGGCAGCCCCCAUCCUCUGUCUCUUCUGGCUUCUCUUCUUUUCCACCAUGCGCACAGGGUUCCUGGCCCCCACUUCCAUGUUCACCUUUGUGGUCCUCGUGAUCACCAUUGUGAUCUGCCUGUGUCACGUCUGCUUUGGGCACUUCAAAUACCUCAGCGCUCACAACUACAAGAUUGACCAUACAGAGGUGGACACCACAGAAAACAGGCAGAACGGGAGACCUGCCACCAGUCUGCCGGCACCCAAAUCAGCUAAGUACAUCGCCCAAGUGCUGCAGGACUCCUCGCCGGAGGGCGAAGCAACAGAGUCGGAGGAGCAGGGGUCGCAGGACGAGGAGCUCAUCAAUGCGGAUGGCAUGAAUGACACAGAUUUCCAGUCGUGUGAGGACAGCCUGAUAGAGAACGAGAUCCACCAGUAG